ACACUGCACUAUCAAUUCAACGAAGAGGAGUCCGCGCCCUAGGCAUCCUGGGUAGGACAUUCACUCGGCGGCCAUAUUGUGUGAUCGUCCUGGCUGAAGGAGAGAGGGGCUAUGAAGGGGAUCCGGGGAAUAAGUCAGCUCUCGAGGCGGUUCUAUGCGGCUGCCAGAAAAGACCAGUCGCUUGCCCAGCCCCUUGCUGGCCUCAAGCUCUCUCCAGGGACUGCCCACUCCUACCAGGAUGUGCAUGUGACCAAACUGCCCAGUGGACUAGUGAUUGCCUCGUUGGAGAAUUACUCCCCAGCCUCAAAGAUUGGAGUGUUCGUCAAGGCUGGCUGUCGUUAUGAGACGCCUGACAACCAGGGGGUCACCCACCUGCUCCGCCUUGCCUCCAACCUGACGACCAAAGGAGCCUCGGCUUUCAAAAUAUGCCGCGGUGUUGAGGCAGUGGGAGGCAGCCUGAGCGUGACCUCAUCCAGAGAGAACAUGAUCUACACUGUUGACUGCUUGAGAGACGACAUUGACACAGUGAUGGAGUAUCUGAUCAAUGUGACCACAGCCCCUGAGUUCAGGCCGUGGGAGGUGUCAGACCUCACGCCCAGAGUGAAGCUGGACAAGGCCCACGCUGCACAUAGGGAGGAGAUUGGUGUUGUUGAAGGUCUCCAUGCAGCUGCCUACAAGAACGCCCUCUCUAACUCCCUCUACUGUCCAGACCACAUGGUCGGCAACAUCCAGUCUGAACAUCUGCACAACUUUGUUCAGAAUAAUUUCACAAGUGCAAGAAUGGCUCUUGUUGGACUUGGUGUGGACCACACAGUGCUGAAGCAAGUGGGAGAGCAGUUCCUCAACAUCCGCAGUGGGGCGGGCACCACAGGGGCCAAAGCCCAGUAUCGUGGAGGUGAGGUUCGGCUGUCCAGCUGCAGCGGUCUGGUCCACUCAGCGGUGGUGUGCCAGUCAGCGGCCGCCAGCACCGGCGAGGCUCUGGCCUUCAGUGUGCUGCAGCACGUCCUGGGUGCUGGUCCACACAUCAAGAGGGGCUCCAACGCCACCAGUAAACUGGCCCAGGGUGUUGCCAAGGCAACCAGCGACCCCUUCGAUGCCACUGCUUUCAAUGCAAGCUACUCUGACUCAGGGCUUUUUGGGGUCUACACCAUCUCCCAGGCCGCUGUUGCUGGUGAUGUGAUCAAGGCUGCUGUUGCCCAGGUGAAGGCUGUCGCUGACGGUGGAGUGACAGCUGCUGACCUCACCCGUGCCAAGGCGCAGCUGAAGGCUCAGUACCUGAUGUCUCUGGAGACCUCGGAGGGCUUGUUGGAGGAAAUUGGGACUCAGGCUCUGGCAGGCGGGGCUUACCACUCUGCUGAGGCCGUCACCAGCAACAUUGACAAUGUCUCCUUAACCGAUGUUGCCAACGCUGCAAAGAAGUUUGUGUCCGGCAAGAAGACCAUGGCCUCCAGUGGCAACCUUGUAAAAACCCCCUUCGUGGACGAGAUCUAAUCCCCUCCCUGUCACUUCGUACUAACUGUAACUCCAACGGCAAAGCGGAAUUUGUUCUGUCCAUUUCAGCGAAAACAGAAAGAGAAGACCAAGGUCAUUACGUGUCAUAAUGCUGUUGUUCCAGGAGAUAAAGUGUCACCACCAUGCCAUUGGGAAUUUAUAGCUGUUCUUAUAUUUUCAGUGGAUGCUUCAUCACUUCAUGAUCCACUCAUUCGUCCACUUGAACUGUAUAGCUGAUGUAAAUUAAUGAAUAAACUCUAUCUACCUGAAAG
Molecule: messenger RNA, 1763 nt
Organism: Myripristis murdjan (pinecone soldierfish)
Lineage: Eukaryota; Metazoa; Chordata; Actinopteri; Holocentriformes; Holocentridae
Gene: uqcrc2b
Product: ubiquinol-cytochrome c reductase core protein 2b
Exons: 14
Coding region: 112-1491 (459 amino acids)
Cellular component (GO): mitochondrion
Molecular function (GO): metal ion binding
Source: RefSeq, a predicted model, not a curated record